AUGUCAACUAUUUCAAGACCAGUUUCGUCCUACAUUAGCUUAGAUGAUUCGCAUACCCAGCACUUCUUUACUCGGAAUCGUAUACAAAAACAUUUACGACGAGCAGGCUUAUUGAAUAAAAAUGGAGAAAUCCUUACUCAAGCAGAAUAUGAAAGUAUUCAGAAAGACGCGACUAUCAUACGUGACAAUAAACAAAAAAUCGAUGAUGCAAUUGUGGAUGUUCUUAAUGACAUGGCUAGAGAGCAUUGGGCAUAUGCACGUGAUCAUAUGGAUGACAUGAAAAAAAACUUGAUGCAUCAAUUUCGACGUAUUGAAUUGCAAUACCGUCGACGAGUACAACCAGUUACGAUCCGAUACACGCACGAUGGUCGAAGUCUACUUGAAUCGAAUGAGUCGAAACAGGUCACUGAACGUGAUAAAAGUAGUAAAAGUAUUCGGUUUUCGACUUCUGUUCCUGCUUCGCGUUCACAAUCCCCUGACCCAUCGGAAGUCAAGCAUUCGUCAGAAUUGAAUAGCAUCCAAAGAGAACUGAACGAUAUCAAACAUAAGCUUAUUCAAAUUGAUCAACGAUUUAAGAUUUUGGAAAUUCAACCAAAAAUUACUCAGCCCGUAAUACCUACUCAAAGCAGAGUUCAACGUUUCGCUCGAUUAGUAGAGAGUACCUAUAAUAAUACGAAUAUUCGAUCUGAUCAACAACGGGCGACAACAGUGAGCUCAUAUCCAACAGCUCUUGAUCGACCAAAUCAAAAUCUCAUUAUUGAUACCUCGUUUUCGAAUGAUCCCCAGACGUUUAUGCCUUACACAGAGUUUUUACCAACAUUUGAUAUGUUUGCUAAGAAAAACUGGAUCUAG
Molecule: messenger RNA, 852 nt
Organism: Adineta ricciae
Lineage: Eukaryota; Metazoa; Rotifera; Eurotatoria; Adinetida; Adinetidae
Source: the annotation of a GenBank genome assembly